Messenger RNA from Triticum aestivum (bread wheat), 737 nucleotides. RefSeq lists its product as uncharacterized. The transcript has 2 exons. The record is from RefSeq and is a predicted model, not a curated record. Lineage: Eukaryota; Viridiplantae; Streptophyta; Magnoliopsida; Poales; Poaceae. The annotation marks the transcript as partial.
CUUUAUCCCUACCGCCCAGAUCCCUUCUUGGAUCUCUUCUAUCCAGAUCUCAACCACACAGUUUUGAGAUGGUUGGACUAUUGAACCGUUCCCGUGGCUUGGCGGAAGGUGUGGCGGUUAUGAUAUGCCCAGUGCUUCUCGCACUUGCUCUAAACAUAGUUGACCUCAAUGAUGAAGUCUACGGACAUGGAGUCCCCAUUGCCUUGAUUGCCAUGGCAGGCUUUACUUUGAUCACCGGCAUUUGCCCCUUCAUGGUGUGCUGCUUCUUACAAGGGUGCCCCAGAAGUAGCGUGAUUCUGGCAAUCACUUCGUCUGCUUGUCUCGUCAUGCUCGCCUGUUUCAUUGCACACUUCAUUAUCUUCAAAUCCAUUUUUAUCACCCUUGGAGUCAUCUGUGGAAUUUUCCUCAUGCUGCGAACCGUCUGCUACUACUACUACUACUUGUAUGAUAGACCAAAUGGCAAUGUUCCAGAACACACGGCCAUAAUGCAAAGCGUACUGGAUGAAUCACAUGAGUUCUUGACCGGCAUCACUGGAAUUCUUUUUCUGGGGUUCCAAGGUUUGACUCUUGAUGGUGACGUUCGGACAAUAAGUCGCAUGGGCGGGGAACCAAUGGGUUACAUCAGCUUCAUCUUCAUCACUCUAGGUGUGGGAUCAAUGCUCCUCACGAUGACCCCACCUAAAAGUUUUGGAGAGAGAAAAGUUGUGCGUCUGACUCUCCUCCUUGAUUGCUUCAUG